CCCGCAUUCCUGCCAACCUCCGUGUAAAUACAACUGGAGAAAAAAGGGCUGCAAGGACGGAAAAGACUGUAACCGCUGCCAUUUGUGCUCGUGGAAAGACUCCUACGGAAGAUUUCGAGACAAGCAACGGCCUCGGUCAGCAAGCCACAACUAUCGGGGGAUGCUGGUAGAGCACCAGACUCCUGAUACAACUAGUGAAGAUACUCCAGAUGAAGACGCCGCUCCUCUUUCCGGUUCCGCAGCUGCAGCUUCGUCCUCUGGUGCAGCGGCGAGUGGUUCCGGCUCCGCCUCAACCGAACAAGCUUCGUCCUCUACUCCCGGGACCACGAGUGGUUGCGGCUCAGCGGAACAUGAUCCGUUCCCUCCUCCGCCGAUGACUAGCCCGAGAUUGCCGGCGGACCAUGAUGUGUAUUCUUCUUCCGACUCUCCUCCUCCACCUCCGGCUCCACCAUGGUCGCCGGCUGUGUGUGUAUCUCAUCGAGUAGAAGCCCGCCCCGGCUGUUCAUCCUGUAACUUGUGCAGAAUAAUUCGUGACGCGGAUAAUGUGGACGGCAAGAAACACAUUAUCUACCAAUAAGAAGUGGUGAGUACUACUUCAAACCGAAUAAUGAGGUGGCACGAGGACCAAAAAGAGCAAGAAAUAUAGCAGAGAGACAAAGGAUGAUCGGAAUUUUCUCGAACAGGGCAGAAUUUCGAUUGCGUGGCCCGUGCGGUUAUUCGAAGGCGACUGCUACGGAACAGUGUCGAGUGAGAACGUUGGGAAAGAGAAAGCUAACAUACUGAAGAGAAGAUGCUAGAAGAUUUGUUAUUCUGACAAAGAAGUACUAGAGCCCUUUUCUUUGUCUCAACGUCGUACCAGUUUAGUGGUCCACAUGCACGACCUGGAACAGUGCAAGCACACCGAAUCGGUGCAGCUCCAAGAGACAUUUCGUUUUGCAUUUGCCUCCUACGCAGCUACCGGUUCCGGCUGCUUGAGAAGUGCAAGUGUAUGAACAGCAUAUAAAAGCAAUGCCGUAUUCCUGACAAAAUAAGUUACUUUUUUCCUUGAGACUUUUUUUUACCCAAAGCCCUCCCCCCUUCUUAUUUUGCCUGGAGGUUUCUGAUUGCAGCAACCAAGAAGGCUAGUUGAUACAUAGUACAUAGAGGAGUCAGACCAAGACUAGAGGUACGGCUGACAUCAACACGGUUGUCUGUCACUGUGCUUCGAAAGACAAAGAUGUUACUUGACUCGCAUCUUCAAUACAACUGUAUAGAGAUCAUGCGCCGUGGUCAACACCGCGGCUCUAGAUCUUGCGAUUAAUACCGGACCUAGAUCUUACGAUAGAAAUGAUACAAGACCGCGGCCCUAGACCACUAGAGGACGGCGCUCUUCCUUACGCCUACUACCCACACGGAGGACCGACCACUGCCUCAAUACUGCUCAUUGGUGUGUGGUGCUUGCACUGCCUAUAAAUAAUACCAACACCGUGUGAUGAUUUUGGUUCUUUAAAUGCUUUUCAACAUUUUCGAAGAUAGCAAUACUACACAGAAGAUUUACGUAAAAAUAUACAUGUCGUAGCUGUCGCCUUUUCACCGCGCUACUAACUAGCUUGCUUUACGUGCAAAAUUUUCAAAGUCCAAAAACCUCCUUCCCUGGUUCUUCUUUCAGGCCUCAUGAAGAACUUGAUCUACCAUAAAACAGCAGAAAGCAGGAAUGCCAUCGGAUUGUAUUGGUUGCGAUUUCGCAAAAGAACGUGGUGAACGCAAACGCUCCUAACAAGUGGCACCAUUUUUUCCAUUUGUACGUUUAUUUCUCGACGGUUGAUGUAAAUUUGGAUCCGGCGAUGAAGAAGAUCAGCUCUGACACAUUCUUGGUCGCUAUAAUUCGCGCCCCCGGCAACGUGAUUUUUGGUUUGAACGAGAGUUGCCCUGUAGUGACAUUUACUUACUUAUACUUCGUAUGAUGUAUUGAUUUUUUUAUAGUUGAUCAUGAAGAGUUAGAAUCUCGUGUUUCAAUGUCGUCUCUAUUAUCCGCGGUAGUUCAUCUCCGUAAAAAGUAGAGCACAGACGAGCACCGUGUGGAUAGUGUUGACGUGUGCGCUCGGACGAUUGUGUUCAGCAUAGCCGUCAGAACGACACAUGAUAAUCACCAAAUCUAAAGAACGCGAGUAGCAGGACUUCUACAUACUUUACUAUACAACUGCGAAGAAGAACCCGCUCAGCCUUAUUUGUAUCAUAAUAUACUGACGAAUGCUUCGUCCUCGAGAAACUGCUCGUAAGUGCGGUGCAGAGCCGUGUUGAAAUAGAUGACGUUGAUCAUUCUUUUCCUUGCGCUUGCGCAAAGAUAAAAGAAAAGUAACUCUUUUUCCACUGUAUAAUUUUCCGUUAGCCUGUCAAUGUCAAAAUUUAUGCUGAUGGAAUGGCCCAGCCUCGCACGUUCAACACCUUGCUCGACGUUGUUGACGCCGAGUAAGGCUCCAAAAGUUUUCCUUUUUCUUAACCGCAAAUCGCUAUUAUGAAUAGGGCCACCAAUGUAUGAUAGUCAUCUACUUGUCUUACGCCGGAAGAAACGCGGCCUUAUUUUUACACGUAGGGUUUGUGAGCAUGAAGAUUCAGAGGUAUCUGCAGGUGGAGUGAUACGAAGACGAUAAAGCGUGGGCAGCACCAAAGGCAUGAAUAUCAAAAAGUAAAAGUACAAGUGGACAUAAAGACAAUAUCAAUAUCUAAGAAACUCAUCCAAAAAUAACUAUUUUCGUUAGAACAGUUGUAGUCCUGCGUUUGUUGUCAAUACUUGUAUACACAAAAACAAAUCCAAAAACCAUGACGCAACUCGCACACGACCGUUGUUGCGCCACGAACCUACACAAAGAAAAGUCGACAUCUUUUAUGUUGAGAUAAAGUCAACCGCAAUAGCGCGCUGUUUACUUCGAGUCUCGUCCAGUCCGGUGCUUAAGACAUGAUGAUUGUUAUUUCG
This is a messenger RNA of Amoebophrya sp. A120, 2953 nucleotides long. NCBI's taxonomy places the organism in Eukaryota, Dinophyceae, Syndiniales, Amoebophryaceae. The record is from the annotation of a GenBank genome assembly.